AUGCCUAAAAGAUCUUUGAAAAACGUUCUUAUAAACAAUCUAACUUCUCGAAGCCGCGACUCGUCUCAAGAACACUUUGAAGACAAUCGUCAUCAAACACAAACAGGUCAGGUUUCUCAAACUUCACACAGUGAAAACUCAUUUCAAGAAAGCCUUCAUGAAAAUAGUCAUGUUUCCGCUUGUCCCACACGUACUGCUAAAGUAAGAUGUUUGCAAAACUUGACUAACAUUAUACGGGCAGAAAGGUCAUAUGAUUUAGAUGUUUCACGAGAUCGUGCGUCACAACGUGUGGCCACUGAAAACGACGAGCAACGGGAACGACGUCUACAAGAUUUACGGCAGCGUGCGGCACAACGUGUUGCUACUGAAAAUGACGAGCAAUGGGAACGACGUCUACAAGAUUUGCGGCAGCGUGCGACAUAA
This is a messenger RNA of Parnassius apollo (apollo), 423 nucleotides long. Lineage: Eukaryota; Metazoa; Arthropoda; Insecta; Lepidoptera; Papilionidae. The record is from the annotation of a GenBank genome assembly.